This is a messenger RNA of Acyrthosiphon pisum (pea aphid), 1260 nucleotides long. Its product is annotated as transcription factor Adf-1-like. The coding region runs from base 111 to 1199 and encodes 362 amino acids. Gene Ontology annotation, biological process: regulation of transcription by RNA polymerase II. Gene Ontology annotation, molecular function: DNA binding. Gene Ontology annotation, cellular component: nucleus; transcription regulator complex. NCBI's taxonomy places the organism in Eukaryota, Metazoa, Arthropoda, Insecta, Hemiptera, Aphididae. The record is from RefSeq and is a predicted model, not a curated record. The transcript has 3 exons.
UAAGGUACGGUUUCCAAGCUGCGACUAGUCGUUGCGGCCAGCCGCAACGACCAGCCGCAACGAUUGCGUAAUUGACUGGUCUAUAAAUAAAUGCCUAAUUGUGGUUUCCAAUGUGCGACCGACGUCAGCGUGUCGACAAUAGUCGUUGCGUUCAACGAUCGUACUGCCUUGGAAGCAGUGUAUUGCGUGCGCCGCAUUGCGAUUUUAUUCUAAACGAAUUUAUUACUUAUAUAUUUUUUUACCAAAAUUUUUUCAAUCAUAAAAUGUCGAAAAUAUCGAAAACGACGAAAACUCUAUUCUCUAAUAUUGAGGAUGAGCUGUUAGUUGAAGAAGUUAGUAAAAACAGUGUGUUAUAUGACAGUUCGCACGAGAAUCAUAAAGAUAUUAAUGUCAAAGAUGUUAUUUGGAAUAAUAUUUCUUCCGUUGUUGGGCAAUGUACUGAAGACUGCAAAAAACGUUGGCGAAAUAUACGUGAUACGUACAUGAGAAAUAAAAAAAAACUUGGGACUGGGUCGUCAGCAUUAUCAAAAAAGAAAUGGGCUUUGGCUGACAAUUUAACAUUCCUAAAUAACGUAGAAUAUGAAAGAAAUACAACAACAAAUGUUAAUCCAAAUGAUACAACAACAAAUGAUACAACAAUAAUUUAUGAUAAUGCAAAUGAUAUAACAAAUGCGAAUGAUUCUUCAAUGUGUUUCUUAAGUGAAGAAAGUAGUGAGUUAUUUGAAGGAGAUAAUACUACUGAAAAAUCCACUAUUGACUCAAAUUUUAACGAGUUUCAAAAACCAAAUAAAAAAUUUAAAUCAAAGUACAACAAAAAAGAUUUUUCAAAACAGCAAUCGGAAAGAGCUGUUAUUAUUCAAAAUUUACAGAAACAAAAUGAAACGAUUUUAAAUAAAGUGACCAACAAUGACGAAACCGAUUUAUUUUUCCAAAGUAUAGCGGCUAUGGUGAAAAAACUACCCCCUAAAGGCACAAGCGAGGCAAGACUUCAAAUUUUAAAAACCGUAUCUGAACUCGAAGAAAAGUAUUUGAUUAAUCCUUAUAUACCUACUCCAGGGGCAUUUUCAACUACCACUGUUUCAGAAUAUGAUUACAACAUAGCCCAUUCAAGUUCUACAUCAUCGUGUCAAAGUUUGUCAUCAAACUCACAAGGAUUUGCACCAUUUGUAUAUGGAAAUAAUUUUUCAAAUCAACAAUAAUUUUAAUUUUUUUUAAUAUUGUUUUAUAACAAAAGUACAAAUGUUAUUUUUAAAGCCAAAA